Molecule: messenger RNA, 1446 nt
Organism: Penicillium soppii
Lineage: Eukaryota; Fungi; Ascomycota; Eurotiomycetes; Eurotiales; Aspergillaceae
Product: putative proline utilization protein PrnX-like
Exons: 1
Coding region: 1-1446 (481 amino acids)
Cellular component (GO): cytoplasm
Source: RefSeq, a predicted model, not a curated record
AUGCCCCUCACCAUCCUCUCCCGAUCCCAGCUCCGGGAUCUGCUGCAUGCGCUCUCUCGCGACGAGAUUGUUAGCCUGCAGCGCAACCUCGCCGAAGCCCUACGAGAAUACUCCAACGGUUCUCAGGAGAAGGGUUGUUCAGCAGCUUAUCAACCUCAGAGAACCGCCAUUACCCGCCAGAAUGGCUGCACUACCCUCUUCAUGCCCGCCAGUACGGGUCAGACUAUCGGCAUCAAGAUGAUUUCCCUGCAGGACGGGGGCGAAGCAGGUUGUGCCGUUGAGCGUGACGCGGUGGAUGCACAGGAAAAGGAGCAGAUUACCUCACGCAGGCGGGGCUCUUUCCGAAACUCGGUGGCUUCCCUGUCCUCCGACUUGAGUGACCUCUCAGUGGGUUCCGAAGACAAGGACGACAAAGACGAGAGCAGCUCAAUUACCCCAUCAACCACGGCUACCACUGGUAGCUCAAGUACAGACAGCUCAACACUGCUCACGGGCUGUGUGAACCAACAGAAUGUGACCGCGAAUAUUUCCAAAACUCUUGGCGCUUGGCCGGGCGCAGGAACUCGUGACACCUCGCCCCGCGGAAGUGUAACGCUUCUAGACGGCGAGAGUCUGCCUUUCGCUUUGAUUAAUGCCCAUGAGCUAACUGCUUUCCGCACGGCCUUGGCUUCGCUGAUGAUGUUCAACAAGCGCAAGAAGGUGCGCACUCUCCUCGUAUUCGGAGCGGGCACCCAGGCUUAUUGGCAUAUUCGCUUGGCAUUGACCCUGCGUGGUGAAGACAUCCGUCGAGUGUACAUUGUGAACCGAUCAUUUGACCGCGCUGCUAAGCUUUUGCGUGACAUCUAUCUUCCCGAAAACACCGAAUGGCGCCGGGAUGUCAAGUUCUCGGCAAUGAGCACUGAUUUCAAUGAGUACGGUCGCAUUUUGAAGACUCACGUGCGCAAGGCUGACGCAAUCUUCUGCUGUACUCCAUCUCCGGAGCCAUUGUUUCCUGCGGAGUAUCUCACCUCAGGUGAAGGCCGUCAAAAGGGCCGCUUAAUUUGUGCGAUCGGAUCAUACAAGGCACACAUGGCCGAAAUUCACCCGGAUAUCCUCCGAGAUGAGGUCACAGUACACCCUCCUCAUCGCCACUGGCACAAGCAUAUCCAGCGUAGCGGUGUGAUUGUAGUGGACAGUUUGGAUGCAGCUCUCAAAGAGGCGGGCGAAAUUAUCCAAGCAGAGAUCAAGCCCAAACAGGUUGUUGAACUAGGCGAGCUACUGAUGGUACGUGAUGCUCAACGAAACGAAGAGACCGUGGAUGAAGAGAAGACUUUACGCGAGUGGUCUCAACGUGGCAAUGUCAUCUACAAAUCUGUCGGUCUGGGUCUUAUGGAUCUUGUUACUGGCGGAGACUUGGUACGCUUGGCGCGGGAGCGGAAAAUCGGAACCACGGUGGAGGACUUCUAG